AGCAUCAUUUUGCUGAAACACAACUCCAUGUCGCAACUAAUUCUUUCAUGGUUGAAUGAUGACGUUCGACUGUCCCGAAAGGUGACAGCCUUCGAGCGUGACUUUGCGAACGGGUAUCUUCUUGGUGAACUGCUCUCCAAGCACGGACUCCUUCAGAAUUUCGAGGAGACCUUCACCAACGAGUCCAACCUGACAGCCAAAAGGCAGAACUGGUCCAUUGUGCAGGAGGUUCUCCAAGCGGCUCCGGAGCUGGGUGUCAAGCUCACAGAUGGACAGGUACGAGAAAUGAUGGACGAAGAUCGGGGUUCGUCUUUGAAGCUUCUGUUCCAGCUGAGACGAACUCUGUGCUCAAAGGCGAUUGGUUCCGUCAGCUUGCCAACGAAGGGUGGCCAAAGCCAACCUCGCUUACAAAAGCAAGUGAAAGAGGAGCCAGAGGAGCAGUUCUUUGACCAGCGGUUGAAGCAGUUGCGACCCAUCGAUCAUAGGUAUCCCUACGAGGUGCAUGGGAAGCACUUUGUGGAUGAGCACACCCAGCAGCUCGGUCGUGCACGAGAAGGCGAACUGCAGGAGAUUCAGGAGCGAAGAAAGAACGUGCAGGACUUCCGCUUGGCACAGCACGAGAAAAUGCAGCGGAGUCAGGCAGCCAAAGAAUUGGCCAAGAAAGCUGGUGAGCAGCAUUGGCAGGGUGUUCAAGAAAAGAAGUUCAAACUUCUGGAGAAGGAUUUAGAUUUCGAGAAAGAGAUGAUCCGCAGAGACCAGCUUCGGAUUGCUGCAGUUCGAAAUCACUACGAACAAGAUUGCGGCUUCAGGGAAGGUAGCGAGGACUUUGGGAUCGCCUGGUUCGAAAAGAACCUUCAACGAAUUGGCAUUGAUACGUCAGAACACUCUGGAACAGAUGUCGCAACGAUCGAGGCAGCUACUCUCAAGGAGCUUUAUGAGAAGAUGAACGACAAGCUCCCGACCAAGGCAGCUUUGCAGAUUGAGUCCGACAAACGUAUGGCCAAGAUCCGGGAGACCAAACGCGAGACGGACAUCGCGCGCAAGGAACGUGCGAGACGCCAGCGUCGAGUGCAGGUUGAGCAGCAGGCCACAGCCGCAGCUGUAGAAGCAAAGAAAAGGGAAGAGGAGUUGCAAGCUCAGCAGAUGCUGGAAGCUGCGAGGCGGCAACGCGAAGAAGCGGAGGCCGAGGAGAAGAAGCGUCGAAAGCAGGCGCAGUGGGAGGAAAGAGUCGCCAAAAGUGUGGCAUACAAAGAUAAAUUUGAAGCAGAGUCAGAAGAGGCUUGGCAAAAGUUUGUCGAGAAGGCUCGAGAGGAAAGAGCAAUCAAACAAAAGCACCAGAUCACAACCAAGUUCGAGGAUGCGCCCGAGGAAGUCUCUUCUGAUGAGGAGAAACCCGUUGUUGCUGCUCCACCAGAAAGGAAGAGGGGAAGUAUAGCAGCGCACAUGGCCAGCAAAGACAAAAGCAUGAGUGAAGCACAGUCUGUGAAGGACGAUGAAUCACAUUCCGCCGCUCCCCAGAUUGAGAUUGCUCCCGCAGAGGAGCUCUUGAGCUGUGCAAGGGAGACCGUGAUGAUGGACUACUUGUUCGGGCGUGGGGAUUGGACGCGCUUCAUGCCGUCCGAGGAAGAGACUGUAGCGGGACUACGAAGAGCGCUGAGCCGACUCGGUGAAGACGGGGAGGCUGUUGGGGUUCCCCGACUCGGUAGCGUGGUCCAAUGGCUUUGCAAAUCUUCGCCCAGCCACACGCACCAGGCUCUCCCUGAGGUUCGAAAUCAGGCACAGUUAGCGAAAGACUUCUUGCCAGUGGUAGCUCUCGCUGGCAAUCCAGCAGGACUUUGCUCAGGUCAAAGCCCCUUUGCCGCUCCCUUGGCGGAGCGACUCAGUCAGGAGUUUGGCUUCUCGAUGAUCAAGCCGGGCGAGGUGGUGAGUGAGUGCAUGUCUUUGGCUGAAAAGCCUCCACAGGAGCCAGACUGGCCAAUUCUGGCUCGCAUGCGAGAGCUUGGCAAAGAAGCACUUGCACUGAGGCCCCAUGGGGUUCCGCAUGCGAUGCUGGCAGAGAUGAUCUUUCGGAAGAUUGAGUUGCUCUCUGCACCGGCGCCGAAGCCAGUGGAAGAAGAAGAUCCCAAGAAGAAGAAGAAAGACAAAAAGCAGGAAGAAGCACCAGAGCCGGUGAGGCCGAAUGGAGUGCUCAUCCUCAACUUUCCCUGUGAGAUUUGGCAAUCUGCCAGCUGGGAGGCAUCCUUGCAAGGAUCUUGGUCAACUCUUCUCAAGGCCCACGAUGCCGAAGAGAAUCACCAGGCACGGUUGAGCACGCUCCUGGCGCCGUUCUGGAUCGAGGACAUUGCGGCGCCGGUUCUGAAAGCAGAGGAUGCGGAAGUUGCAGAAGCGGCAGAGAAGGCAGACUUUGAUCCCAGCUGUGUGCCAUCAGUUCGCAUCGUCAGGCUCCAGUAUCCGGAUGAGGCCACACUACAAGCAGCCAUCCUGAAAGAGGUGGAGAUGGCUCCUGGUUUGUCCAAGGUCCCGGCUGAGUUUGAUGCGGCCACUGGUGCAUUUUGUCAGGGUGUGGAUCAGGAGAUCCAGUCUUCGACCUGUGCAGCAGAUCAAGCUUGGCUUUUCGAGUCGGCCCAGGUCCUCAGCCGCUCCUUUGGAGUACCUUUCCACAACUGCCAUGACGUUCUUGUGCAGGAUGGGGAGGAUGGGGAAGAGACCGUUCCAGCAGCGGAGGCUUGCUUCAAGACGAUUCGUGAACUGGUGGCCUUCUGGAGGAGGCCUAUGGAACUGCCCGAGUCCGAGCCAGCUGCCUCGGAUGCUGCGGACGAAGCUGUGGCGGACGUGCCGGUGGAAGCGGAGGCGGUCCCAGACGCCAAGGGCGAGGAGGCGGUGCCAGAGGCAGAGGCAGCACCCUCGGGUGCGGAUGUGGAGGCAGAGGUGGCAGAGGUGGCAGAGGUGGCAGAAGCGGCUGAGGGCGAGAAUGAAGAGCCUGAUGAACUCUUUGAGGACGUUGAAGACUUGGAAAGCCACCAGGUGGGCGACACCAUCGUCAUCGCCGAAGCGUACGAGACAAGAGAGGACUUUCACACACUGUGGCUUCAGGGCCUUUCAUCGUAUUUGCUUGGCAUCAGAGAGACUUUACAAGAGGUGGAUGAUCUCGCAGGUAGCUUCUCCAAGGAUCUCGUUUACAUCCAAAGGAGGUUCUUGGAGUUUCUUCAACGCCCAGAUGACAAAGCGCUAGUGCUGGAUGAAUUCCUCCGAGGUUUUCCUUUGAGGAGAAACGUGGCUCCUGGUUCAAGACAAGCAGAUGAAAUUCAGGAACAACUUCAGGAUCUCACGGACAAGCUGUGGGUGCAUGCCAACCAUCGCAAGCAGGAAUCUGUCGAGGAACGACAGCGCUUGCUGACGGAUGGCUUCUGGGAAGAAAAGGCCAAUGCACACCUUCAGCUGUCCUACAAGCUCCAGGCCUUUGAACUUUGCCGCUUCAAAGUGGCAAUGGCAGUGCUGAAGUGGACUUACACUGGCGAAAAACAGGGCAUGGACUGUUUCGAUGUGAGCGCCCUUGAAGAACCGUCACCCGAACUAUCCUCUUUACAGGAGCUGGCAGCUUGGCUGGAGGAAUCGGCUGAACGUGCAGCUGCCGCUGAGCCCACAGGGAUAGAGCUUGAAGCCUCCACCAUGGACCACAACAUGGAACCCAUCAGGGAAGAGGACAGCUCCUUCCUAGAGGCAUCUGUGAGCAUCGAGAAGGAAGGUACUGAAAAGUCGCAGUUGGUAGCAGCUAUCCAAGCUGAACGCCGUGCUCUUUCCCGCAAGUGCCGAUCCAUAGCAGCUUGGACCUUUGCAAGACUGGAGCAGAUGAGGGCUCAAUACGACGAGAUCUUUGCCCGGAUGGAUGACUGGAUCAAAGAUCGAGUGCGAGAAGAGAAUGAAGCCAUCAAGGAGACCGAGCGGCAACUUCGAAUCGGUCGCUGGGAGGAUGAGGAGAAUCACCAUACCUUGGUGAGAACAAUGACUGUCCGGAGAUCCCACACCGGAACUAUCAAGCCUGCUCCAUCAAGUGCAGCCGGCAAGCGUCGAAGAGAUGUGCUUAAGGUCAUUGUCCCGAGGACCUUGGACGUCAAUGUCUAUGCGCCACCGAAGUUGUCAGUCUUGACCGAGAUGCCUACAGCCAGCACAAGACCAUCUUCAACUGCUUCUCAAGGCAUUGGCAAGACCUCAAGACCCUCCGGUCGUCCGCUUGCGCCAGAGAAGUGGUCCCAGGAGAUGAUGUGGGGCCUUCUGACCAGACUCUGCGACCUUGGAGCUGCAGGAGUGUGCGAUGCGGAGCAGCUUUUAAAGGCAUUGCUGGAACGCCGCCAUGGGGCUUUGGGCUUGGAGAACGAGCAGGUGAUUCCUGCCUCUUGGGUCGUGCGACCUUUGGCGGUGUAUCACCUUCUAUGUCGAACACUGGUGGAGCCUGCUUGGGGGGCCACCGGCAUUGACAUGACCGAGUUCUUCCUGGCCUUGGCCCACAACGAGAAUUGCAUAGCUUGGCCUACCAUGGAGGCCUUGGAAGCAACUCGUGCUUUCCUUUGCUCCGAGGAGUCAAGCUUGGGAGAAGAGGAGUUGGCAAUGUAUCCUGAUGUGGCUGUGUCCGAGGAACUCUUCGGCCAGCUGCCCCUGUGGCCGCCUGGAGUUUGUCCACCUGAGAUUCGCAGAUGGAUGUUCCAAGUCUUGGUUUGCUUUGCAGAGGCGGAAGUUCGCUUGCCGCCAAAGCCUGGAACUGGCGAAGGCCAAGGAGCAGAGGCAGCAGUCACUGCCAGGAGGAUCUUUGGAUACUUUGGCUUAGCGGCUGCUCCAGCAAGAGCCUUUAGCCAAUACUGCAGGCUCUUACUGCCUUCAAGCCUUUUCGCUGCCUCAGAAGAAGAUGCGCAGCCACAGGUUCUGGUGAAGGACCUGUGGACAAUCCUGUACAGUCAAAAAACUCGACCACCUGCAAUGAUUGCGCCUGUGCCUGACCUGGCCACCUUCUGCAACAACCUCUUAGAUGAGGGCAAAGUGCCAGAAGCAGUGCCCAAAGCAAAGGCAAAGGCCAAGGGCAAAGCAAAGCAGGAGGUGGAGGAAGAAGUAGAACCACCAGUCGUACCAGAGGAGGCCACAGUUGCAUUCUCCGAAGAGGUCUUGCUUUCGCGGCAGACGGUCAUGAAAAGCCUUUGCAGUCACGGUGGCUUGUUAUGUCGAAGACGUGGCCUGGAGACACUCUUUCCAAGUGCAGGCAGUUUUCAGCUCAAAACCGCGGCGGAGGCUGCUGCACUGAAGGAGUUGCAAUCCUUGGUGCCUGAACCAGAGGUGCCUGAAGCAGAGGAAGAGGCAGCAGAAGCCUCCUAGAAUCCUCCUGAGAACCGCCAGAAAGUUUCACAAGCAGACUGGUUUCUUUUGCAAACACGUGAUUUUGUUGAAC
This is a messenger RNA of Durusdinium trenchii, 5434 nucleotides long. The record is from the annotation of a GenBank genome assembly. Lineage: Eukaryota; Dinophyceae; Suessiales; Symbiodiniaceae.